Molecule: messenger RNA, 1143 nt
Organism: Postia placenta MAD-698-R-SB12
Lineage: Eukaryota; Fungi; Basidiomycota; Agaricomycetes; Polyporales; Adustoporiaceae
Exons: 3
Coding region: 1-1143 (380 amino acids)
Source: RefSeq, a predicted model, not a curated record
AUGAGCUUUCAGAGCUUCAGGCUGCAGACACAACCCCUCCCCUCCUCCCCCGCCGCGGGCCCAUCCUCCCUCGCGCUCGCGCUGCACGCACCCCCGCCGCCCCCCGUCGACCCCGGCGCGCCGUCCCCCGCCUCCGCGCCCCCUAACCUCGCGAAGAAGGGCCCGUACGGCUCGGGGGACGCGGACGACGGGUACACGCUCGUGUUCGCGUCGAUGGCGGCGUUCCAGGCGUGGCGCGCGCGCGAGGAGGCGGCGAAGAUGGUCGAGUUCGUCAAGGGCGACACGCACGGGAGCAAGGCGGUCCCGCCGCGCUUCAAGGACCACACGAAGCUCGUGUGCGCGCGCCACUCGCGCAACGGGCGCAAGAAGUACGUCAAGAAGUUCCCCGAGCGCGUGCGCAAGGUGCCCAGCCGGAAGCUCGAGGGGAUUGGCUGCCCCGCCUCGAUCAGCUACAAGACGUACUUUGACACCGACGAGGUGCGCGCGAUGUACAUCGACGAGCACUCGCAUGAGAUCGGCCCCGCGAACUUCCCCUUCACGAAGCGCGGCCGCAAGGCGGCGGCGGAGCAGCACGCCCGCGCGAAGGCUGCGCGCCGGCAGGACGGGGCGGACGGGACGGGAAGCGCAGGCGGCGCGGCUUCCAGCAGUCCCCAGGCGGCGUCCUCCCCCGGGGCGAUCCCCCCGGCAAGCGCGUCCUCGCCCGCAGACGGCAUCGCAGGGCCCUCCUCUGUGUCCGCGCACCCACACCAGAACCCGCAUCAGCACCCACACCCGCACCCACAGCAAAACGGCCAGCCCACACUCGUGCACGCGCCGCCCGCGGCGCUCUCGCUCCCCGGACAGGCGUUCCAGGCGGCGAUACGGAUGAUCGCGCCGCUCCCGCCGCCGCCCGGGCUGCCCGUGGACCUCUCGCAGGACCGGUGGGACCGCAUGGACGUGCUGUUCCAGAGCAUCCGGGAGAACGCGCGGAGCUUCGCGUACCCCGCGCCGUCCGUCGCGGCGCUGGAGAGCGUCCUGAUACGGCUGUACCUCGAGAGCCCGGUGGCGGGGAUGGGGCCGCCGCCGCCGCAUGCGAUGGGCGGGCCGGACAUGAAUAUGGACGGCAUGCCCGAUGUGGGCAACCAGGGACAUAUGGGCACAUAA